Messenger RNA from Sinocyclocheilus anshuiensis, 2260 nucleotides. RefSeq names its product homeobox protein Hox-A9a-like. Lineage: Eukaryota; Metazoa; Chordata; Actinopteri; Cypriniformes; Cyprinidae. The record is from RefSeq and is a predicted model, not a curated record. Gene Ontology annotation, biological process: proximal/distal pattern formation; anterior/posterior pattern specification; regulation of transcription by RNA polymerase II. Gene Ontology annotation, molecular function: DNA-binding transcription factor activity, RNA polymerase II-specific; RNA polymerase II cis-regulatory region sequence-specific DNA binding. The coding region runs from base 789 to 1541 and encodes 250 amino acids. Gene Ontology annotation, cellular component: nucleus. The transcript is spliced from 2 exons.
AAGACUUUAUAUCUAUAAAGAACAUUCUUGCUUUUCUACUGGAAUGCUACUGAUACUUGUAAUAUACAAGCAGUAGCCGCUUGCUGCUAACCAUGAAUGAAAAUUUAGCUGACCAUGGUAGCUUCCCAUGUGAAUCCAGGUCGUCAUGUGCACUGUACUGUAACUAUUUUAUCUCAAUGGUUAAAAUAUCAAAACUAAAACUGCACAGCUAACACGUAGGGAACACAUACUAUGUGCAGUAUAUGAAACAGGCCGUUCCUACCAUAGUGUGUUUAAUUAUUCUCAAUUUGUCGUAUAUUUACAGUUUGAAUACAUGCAUUUCUGGCAAUGACUCCUGUCCAUGAUGUUUAUCUGCAGAAAGGCUCGAAUGCAGUCCCGUCACGUGAGACAUUAAAUUUUCUAAACAACAGUCCUUGGGAUUGUGCUUUAAAUCUUGAAUCUAAACAAAUUCAGAGAAAGUUUUUAAAUUUGGUAAAUAUGCCCAUAUUUAUUUCUUACCGUAGCUCGAUGGUUGUUUUUACGGGAGAAGAUUAAAAACAAAGCAAUCUUUUUUUUUAAGCCUACAGAAAUUCCAUUGAUAUAUAUUUUUUUAAAUGUUCCAAUGGUCACGUGUGCACCUUACCCAAUCAAAUGGCAGUUUGCUCUCAACUUAUUAGCUGACUGGUGCUUUGUGAGUGGGAAGUUGCCUCUCCAUUUUCACAGAUUGUUAUUUUGUGAGCGUGUUACUGUAUGUGUGUGUUAGUGUUUUUAUGUGUGUGUGUGUGUAUGAAUGAGAGCGCGUCCCGGCCAUGUCGACAUCCGGAGCUCUGACAGGAUAUUAUGUUGACUCUCUUGUUAUGCCGGACAACGAGGAGAAUCGCUUCUCCUCAGGUUCAGGACUCAUUCAGCACAGGCCCUCCGUUCUACCCACAGACCAUACAGAGCUCGGUCCCUGCACAUUCCCGGCAAAGGAACCCGUUUAUGGUGGCUCGGGUUGGGGCCACAUCCCAACGCAUUACUCCAGCGGUGUACCGUCAGUAUAUCAGCCGCAUACGCAACCUCCAGUAGCUGGGGAUUAUGUGCAGUCUUGGCUUUUGGACUUUGCAUGUGGGCUGCCACUCUCUGAGGUACCGACAAUCCAUCACUAUCAUGCCAAACCUGAUACAAAUAGAACAAAUGAUAACGGCACAGAGGCCAGUUCACAUGCCGUACUCCCUUCUGGAGUCUUCACUAACGGAGGAUGUUCGACCAACACUGAGACAGUAUCUGGCCGGACUGCUGACAAGGGAGGCGAUGUAGAGGAGAAACCGGGCGCUGAUCCAGACAACCCUGUGUCCAACUGGCUACACGCGAGCUCGACGCGUAAAAAACGAUGCCCUUAUACUAAGCACCAGAUCCUCGAGCUGGAGAAAGAGUUUUUAUUUAAUACUUACCUCACGCGCGACCGGCGGUUCGAGGUCGCCCGUCUACUGAACCUCACGGAGAGACAGGUAAAAAUUUGGUUCCAAAACCGCAGGAUGAAGAUGAAAAAAUUAAACAAAGAUGGAACGAAGGACGACUAAGAAUGAAGCACGUCGUGUAGGUGAGGAUGUGAGAUAAUCCAUCCUUAUACUGAAAUGAUAAUGUCGUGGGAUUUUACAUUGGGUCUGGUGUUAUUCAAGCAUUUUCUUAAAGCAUGCUGGGAUCCAAUACUUUGAUAUAUUGGAUUAUGCUAUUUGUUUGUCAUGAGUAGUUACAUUUUAAUAAAUACGGCACACAUCUCUUUUUUCAGACGUAGCCUGUUUAAAUACUUGCUGAAGUAGUAUUUAAAAUUCUGUAUUUCAUUUGGACCAAAUUUAUCAGUAAUGAAUGAACAUGUCUGAUAUAUAGGCUAUGCCGUUUCUCUUCAAUUGUAGUUAGUAUAUCAGUGUGUAUUUCGGGCCGCAACUUAAGUUUUCUUAUGUUCUGUUCUGUAGCGUUUCCUAAAUUUUCACUAGAAAAAAAUGGGCCCAGGUUUAAGUUAAUACACUUGAGUAGGCUACAUGAGAUCAUGUACCCUUAGAAAUUAUGUCCUUUUGUAUGUGUCCUUAGAAAUCGUUUUGUAUUGACAAUUGUGACAUUACAACUACCUAGUCACCACUACCUACCUAUUUGUUUUGAAUUGACCAAAAAUUUCACGCCAUAUCAGCCGAUGUGAUAUUGGGUGAAGUCUGCGAACUUCAGGGAAUAAGCUAAGUAAAAAAAAAUAAAAUAAAAAAAAUAAUAAUACUGAGCUGUAGAAAAGCACUGUAGGCAACUUUUC